AUGGAAGAAACGAACUCAGUGGCUACACUGAUGGAUUCAACGUCUUCGAAGAUACAACAGCUGCAGAAGGCAUUUGCUGAGCUCGAAAGUUAUCGAGCAGUUACUCUUAACAUGAAAUGGAAAGAACUGGAGGAACAUUUUCACGGGCUUGAGAAAUCCUUGAAGAGGCGCUUUCACGAAUUAGAAGAUCAAGAGAAAGUGUUUGAGAACAAAACACUGAAAGCUCGUGAAAUGUUGAAGAAGCAGGAAGCGGCUAUUUUUGCCAAGGAGCAAGCCACAUUGCAGAGGCUUCAAGAGAAAAGAGAUGCUGCUACAUUUGCCAUUGUAAAUGCUCGAGAAAAGCACAGGAAGGUUUCACAGAAAGAUUUGGGCAUCGUUUCCAAUGGGAGUCAAUGUGCAUUAAGUGUGGAGGAGAAACCAAUGGAUGCGGAUGCUAUUUCUAAUGUGACAGAAGGUCACGUAGAAGAUGUGAAACUUUCUCGUGAAGAUAGAAAUGUGGAAGUGAUCUCGUAUCCAGAAUUGGUAAAACUUUGCAAAGAGAUGGAUGUUUCUGGACUUCACAAGUUCAUAUCUGAUAACCGUAAGAACCUUGCUGCUAUAAGGGAGGAAAUACCACUUGCAUUAAGAGCUUCUCCUAAUGCUGCCAGUUUAGUGUUGGAUUCUUUGGAAGGAUUUUACUGCACGGAAGUAUCAAGUCAGGAUAUUAAGAAGGAUGCUAACUUAUUAGGUCUUCGCCGGACCUGUAUUAUGCUGAUGGAGUGUCUGAGCGAUUUCCUAACUGAUUUGGGUUCUGCUUCUAAUGUGAUUUCCAAAGAUAUCAAGGAUAGGGCAAAGGCAGUUGCUGAAGAGUGGAAGCCGAGAUUGGAUGCGCUUGACAUCGAUGCUAGCAAUGGGAAUUCCUUGGAGGCUCAUGCGUUUUUGCAACUCGUAGCUAGUUUUGAUAUUGCAUCUGGUUUUGAUGAGGAAGAGUUAUCCAGGCUAAUUCCAAUGGUGUCUCGGCGUCGCCAAACUGCUGAUUUAUGCCGUUGCCUUGGAUUAUCAGAGAAGAUGCCAGGUGUGAUUGAGGUUUUGGUGAACAGCGGGAGGCAAAUUGACGCGGAUGCUAGAAAUUCUUGCUCACCUGUCAAAAGGGGUAACUCAUCCCCCACUGCUCAGAUUGAAGUUAACGAACGAGAGUUGAUUGCUCAUAAAGCUGUAAUCAAGUGCAUUGAAGAACAUAAACUCGAAGAGCAGUAUCCUCUGGAACCUCUUGUGAAACGGGUUGUCCAACUAGAGAAGGCCAAAGCUGACAAAAAAAGGGAAACUGAAGCGACAAAGCCUCAACCAAAGAGACCCCGUGCUAACGGUGUAGGAUAUGGUCCUCGUGUCACUAACAACAUCCCUUCUGACAAAACUUCCUAUGCUAGAGUUGCUGCUGACAGGUAUCCACAAUAUGUUUACGACCGAUCUUACAUGUACGCUGGACCAACCGAGAAUCACUGUCCCCCUAUCCUCGGCAAUGCACAUUAUAACUUCUCUCAUAAUCAUGGAAACUACUUUGGAAAUGGCUAUCAGUACCAAGCUACGUAUCUUCACUAG
Messenger RNA from Vicia faba (fava bean), 1578 nucleotides. The record is from the annotation of a GenBank genome assembly. Lineage: Eukaryota; Viridiplantae; Streptophyta; Magnoliopsida; Fabales; Fabaceae.